Molecule: messenger RNA, 693 nt
Organism: Trichoderma harzianum CBS 226.95
Lineage: Eukaryota; Fungi; Ascomycota; Sordariomycetes; Hypocreales; Hypocreaceae
Exons: 2
Coding region: 1-693 (230 amino acids)
Cellular component (GO): endomembrane system; membrane
Source: RefSeq, a predicted model, not a curated record
AUGGCUCGCCAUCCGGUCCAGCGAUUCUCAUCUCCAUCUCGCAGACUGUCUCUCCUCUUUCACUUACUCGGCACCGCUGAUUUCGCCUAUUGCCUCUACUGUCUGACACGCUGGAAAUAUCCACGAACAAAUGGCUUUGGAUGGCACUUCCAGUACAUCACCAACAUCGGUCUGGGAUUGUCCACAAUCUCUUUCGCCUUGGGAGCCCUGGCCGACAUUACUUCAAGCUCAACCAUAUUCAAGAUUAAGAACACACUAUCCGUCUUGGGCGCGCCUCUCGAGGUCACCGUUACCAUUUUAUACUGGGGAAUCGUUGCCAUGGGGCGCAGCCUCAUAGUCCAGGCUGGUUUCAAGCUUCCUUUACUUCUUAACUUGGGCUUCCAUCUUGCGCCGGCAAUCUUUCAAAGCUUGGAUUACAUUCUCUUUAGCCCGCCUUGGACAUUAUCCACCUCUGGGCUUGCGGCUCUCAGUGCUGCCUUUGCUUAUGGGUAUCCAUACCCUCUGCUUGAAGUCCUCAAUACACCCCAGCAGUUGCUUCUUCACUCUCUUACCGGGAUGCUCGUCUUUGCCUCGUCUUGCAUUCUCAAUCGGGCUUAUACAAAGGCUAAUGGAUCUGCACCUUCUGGAAGGAAGCAGACAACUGAGUUUGUGAAAAAAACAAGAGUAGUGCUUUUCUUGGCUGGUACCCACUAG